CCGACCAUUCCGCGAUCCGGACAAGCCCCGCUCUCCCGAGUGCAGAGCACAACGGGCCCGACCCCCUGCCCCGCAGACGCCCCCCAGAUCUAGAACAGUCUACAUGCUGCCAAACGAGAAACGUCGCUCUUCCCGGGAGGCGACGCCGUGCUCUCGGACCGAGCUUGGCUCUUAGGAAAAAGUGAAGCGCCGGGCGCGGGGGGCCCCGGGGUGCCCGGGCUCUAUCCCGGCCCUCCCGCGCGGGCACGGCCCGGGGCGCUCCCCCGCACCCCGCCUUUGUGUGGGAGGCCUCGGGGCGGCGCCCGCGCCCCCCGCCGCGCCCCCUCCCCGCGCCCCGCCCGCCGCUGCAGCGGGGCCGGCGCUUCGCCAUUGGAUUAAAAAUAGCCGCGUCCCCCCCGCGGCCGGCGGGCCCGCGGCCGGCGCAUUGUGGGCAGCGCGGCCAUGCAGCGCCGGGGCGCCCUGCUCAGCCUGCCGGGCGGCGGGGCCGCGAGCAUGGCCGCGGGCGACCUGGGCGAGCUGCUGCUGCCCCACCUGCCCCGGAUCCGCGUGCCCAGGUCCGGGGACCGCGUCUACAAGAGCGAGUGCGCCUUCUCCUACGACUCUCCGAAUUCUGAAGGUGGACUCUAUGUAUGCAUGAAUACGUUUUUGGCCUUUGGAAGGGAACACGUGGAAAGACAUUUUCGAAAAACUGGACAGAGUGUGUACAUGCACCUGAAGAGACACGUGCGGGAGAAGGUAAGAGGGGCCUCUGGUGGAGCUUUACCAAAAAGGAAGAAUUCCAAGAUUUUUUUAGAUCUAGAUACUGAUGACGAUUUAAAUAGCGACGAUUAUGAAUAUGAAGAUGAAGCCAAACUUGUUAUAUUCCCCGACCACUAUGAAAUAGUACUACCAAAUAUUGAGGAGUUACCAGCCCUGGUAACAAUUGCUUGUGAUGCAGUUCUCAACUCAAAAUCUCCAUACAGAAAGCAGGACCCUGACACGUGGGAAACUGAGUUGCCGGUUUCCAAAUAUGCCAAUAGCCUCAUCCAGCUGGACAAUGGAGUCAGGAUUCCUCCAAGUGGUUGGAAGUGUGCCCGGUGUGACCUGCGGGAAAACCUCUGGCUGAAUCUGACGGAUGGCUCGGUGCUCUGUGGCAAGUGGUUCUUUGACAGCUCUGCGGGCAACGGGCAUGCACUGGAGCAUUACAGAGACAUGGGCUACCCUCUCGCCGUGAAGCUGGGAACCAUCACCCCCGACGGGGCAGAUGUUUACUCUUUUCAAGAAGAGGAGCCUGUUUCGGAUCCUCACUUGGCCACGCACUUAGCACAUUUUGGAAUCGAUAUGCUUCACAUGCACGGGACAGAGAACGGACUCCAGGACAAUGACAUCAAGCCGAGGGUCAGCGAAUGGGAGGUGAUUCAGGAGACGGGGACAAAGCUGAAGCCCAUGUAUGGCCCCGGGUACACAGGUCUCAAGAACCUGGGCAACAGCUGCUACCUCAGCUCCGUCAUGCAGGCCAUCUUCAGCAUCCCCGAGUUCCAGCGAGCGUAUGUAGGAAAUCUUCCAAGAAUAUUUGAUUAUUCUCCUUUAGAUCCUACGCAAGAUUUCAACACACAGAUGACUAAAUUGGGACAUGGCCUUCUCUCGGGCCAGUACUCAAAACCUCCUGUGAAAUCUGAACUCAUCGAACAGGUGAUGAAGGAGGAACAUAAGCCUCAGCAGAAUGGGAUCUCCCCACGCAUGUUCAAGGCCUUCGUGAGCAAGAGCCACCCGGAAUUCUCCUCCAACAGACAGCAGGAUGCCCAGGAGUUUUUCCUGCACCUGGUGAAUCUGGUGGAGAGGAACCGGAUUGGCUCUGAAAACCCAAGUGAUGUUUUCCGGUUUCUGGUGGAAGAACGUAUCCAGUGCUGCCAGACCCGAAAAGUUCGCUACACGGAGAGAGUGGAUUACCUGAUGCAGUUACCUGUGGCCAUGGAGGCAGCGACCAACAAGGACGAGCUGAUUGCCUAUGAGCUGACGAGAAGGGACGCAGAAGCGAACAGGCGGCCCCUGCCCGAGCUGGUUCGUGCCAAGAUCCCCUUCAGUGCCUGCCUUCAAGCCUUCUCAGAGCCAGAAAACGUGGAUGAUUUCUGGAGCAGCGCCCUCCAAGCCAAGUCGGCGGGUGUGAAAACGUCUCGCUUUGCCUCAUUCCCGGAAUACUUGGUAGUGCAGAUAAAGAAGUUCACUUUUGGCCUUGACUGGGUCCCCAAAAAAUUUGAUGUCUCUGUGGACAUGCCAGACCUACUUGAUAUCAGCCACCUGCGAGCCAGGGGCUUACAGCCUGGGGAAGAAGAACUCCCAGACAUCAGCCCCCCGAUCCUCAUUCCCGACGACUCCAAAGAUCGCUUGAUGAGCCAAUUGAUAGACCCAUCCGACAUUGAUGAGUCAUCGGUGAUGCAGCUGGCGGAGAUGGGCUUCCCUCUGGAAGCGUGUCGGAAGGCUGUGUACUUUACCGGAAACAUGGGAGCCGAGGUGGCCUUCAACUGGAUCAUAAUUCACAUGGAAGAGCCAGACUUUGCGGAACCGCUCACCAUGCCUGGUUACGGAGCAGCGUCUGCCUCUAUUUUUGGUGCUACUGGAUUGGAUAACCAACCUCCAGAGGAAGUGAUCAGCAUAAUUACCUCCAUGGGAUUCCAGCGGAGUCAGGCUGUCCAGGCUCUACGCGCGUCGAGUAAUAACCUGGAAAGAGCUCUGGACUGGAUCUUCAGCCAUCCUGAAUUGGAGGAGGACAGCGACUUUGUGAUGGAGAUGGAGAAUAACGCCAAUGCGAACAUCAUCUCUGAGGCCAAGCCUGAAGGACCCAGAGUCAAGGAUGGAUCUGGAAUGUAUGAGUUAUUUGCGUUCAUCAGUCACAUGGGAACAUCAACGAUGAGUGGCCAUUAUGUUUGCCAUAUCAAAAAGGAGGGAAGAUGGGUCAUCUACAAUGACCACAAAGUCUGUGCCUCAGAAAGGCCUCCCAAAGACCUGGGCUACAUAUACUUUUACCGUAGGAUACCAAGCUAACCCUCAGACCUACAAACAUACAGAUCGGCAAGAAGAAGCCAUACGCCUUUUUGAUUUGCCAAAAAAAAAAAAAAAAGAAAGAAAAAAAAAGAAGAUGCUGUUGGUAUCGGUAUCACCAGACAUGGAGGGAUUUGUGGGGGUAUUUAUAGUUUAUUUAAAGAACAUCAUCUGAAGCCUUCUGAAAUAGAACUGGGACGAAACUUCUAUUAGUGAUGAUACACUACUGUAGAUAUUUUUUUUCUUUUUAUAAAUGUUCAAGGAGAGGAUGGUUUGGAAGGAAGUAUUAUUGCUGGUAGGGGAUCUGCCACUGGCACACCAACAUUGGGGUUCACCACCAACCUGCUAGUGUGCUUUAGAGGUCAGUGGUAGUGGCCCCCAGAAAAAGCAAGUGAUGAGGCCAAUGAUGACCUCACCUACAAUCAAUGGAAAAGCCCACUUUUGUCUCCUAUCAAAAAUCAGUACUGGGCCGAGCUUUAUUUGUGACCUAAGUUUUUCAUGGCACACCAGCGUUUCUGACCUAGCCAUGCUGGGUGCUUCAAGUACUUAAUUGAGAGCUAUUUUCAUUUAAUCCCAUCAUGGCUCAUUACACUGCACCUUUGUAUGACUGUGUGUGAGAAUGAGGCCGGGCGUGGGCGACCUUUUCAGCCAACUUGAAACUUGGUGUUUCAGGUUGGUAUGGAAAGGGUAAAACACAAGAGGGUAUCAAGCAGGGCCGAAAAAAGCAAGUUUAAAUAUUUUAAACUCUAACUCAGGAACAAUUUAAACAAUUAGUUCCACACUCAGAUUGCCAGACCUUAAGGGCUGUGUUAUCCUUUUAAGGGCUGGCAAGAAUUCUCUGGGGGUUGUGGCAGGGGGUGGAAGAGUGCCAGCUGCCCUUAGCAACACCCUGUGCUACUUCCCAAAGGUAGGUGAGUUCUGUGUCUUGGCAGCCCUUCCCCUUAAGGUGCGGUGUGUGUCUUCAGCAAGCAGAUAUUCUUAUCGCAAUACACAGCAACUCCCUUGAAUCGUGUUCACUCCCUGAAUCAUAUGAACUGAACAGGCCCCUAAUCUUGUUACCUAAGCUCUUUGCUGCUUCAGGGUGAGGGUCCCCAGUGGCCCCUUCUGGGCUUAUCACCUCCUGGCUUGCCUUCACUGCUUGGCCGUGGUGUCAUGUCGGGCGUCAUGAAGGGUUUCUGAUGCAAAUAAACUUUAUAUGGCAAGAGGAAAAACCCUUAUUUCCAUUUUGGUCCUUUGGUAUGUACUUGGCAAGCUGGGGUUAGCUUCGAGUUCCCAACGUGAUGAAAACUCAGAGCAAUUGAUUGAGUUUUUCUCCUGCUCUCUGCAGAACCCCCGGGCUCUCUGAAAUUUGUCUUUCAGAUAAUUUGGUUGAAUCAAAAGCAAUCAGAUGGUAUUGCUGGCUGCUUGAUGUCUAGUGGAGUGGUAGAAGGGUGUUUUGAGACACUGUAGAAAUGGAACCACAGGAAGUCACAAAUGAUGACAUGGUAACUGGUGAACAGACAGGGUUCUGGUUUCCACAGAUCUCUUAGGUUUUCUGACCAAGGUCUGAAGCCCAGAGCCUUGUGGCCCAGGGACCCAGGUGCUGCCUGCAGCUGGCUGUGGACCUUGGGCAAGUCCCACCUCCUUCCUGUGCCUCAUUUCCUCAACUGCACAAUGGUACGACCGCCCUGACCCUCUCUUUCCAACUCUGCUUUGAGGACAUCUCUGCAAGGGGUGGCCUGUUGGUGGGCCUCCGUGGGUCCAAGGGGGUUCUGCCCUCUCCCCUCUCUCUUCUGCAUUUUCUUCAGUUGGGGAGAAAGUGAGAUUGGCAGGAGAGAGUUCACGGCGCAGUCACUCUCUGCUUCACUGUUCCCACCCAUGCUCAAGACUGUCACUGUCCCCCUCUGCCCCUCACAACCCUGCCUGCUCUCGAAGUCCCCAUGCUGAGCCGCCUUACCAAACCCAGUCUCCCGAGGCUGAGUGAACAGCAGAGAAGAAAGACUCAGAGAAAAAAGCUUAUUUUUGCACUCAGAGCAAAAGUUUGCUUUCAAUGUAUCUCAAAGCAAAGGCCUUUUAGGGCUGCGGGUGUGAUGUGGGGGUGGGGCAUGGGGUUGAAAUGUGGACAAAGAGAGCAAGUGUAUUUUAAACAGAAGAAACCAUUUUCUAAUACAACUUCGCAAAACACAUAGUGUAUAAUCAGAAUAUAAGAUUAUAGGCAGGCUCUACAUGAUUUCAUUUCUUUCAGCCAGAGAAAGAAAUCUAGCCCCUUUGAUGAACCCAAAAGAUGUAAAAAAAUGUAUAAUGUGGCUGCCUGUAAUUUCUGCCUCACAUAACCAAGGGCUAUUUCUACAAGGCAACGUUUUAUACAUGUGCCAUUCAUUAUUUCAGAGUAAGAGUUGGAGAAAACUGGAGCAAAUAACAGAUUUCUUGCUUGAUGAACAGAGUAUUUCUAUGUAUACCUUAAUAUAUAUAGCAGGUUUCCCUGGAAUAUCCGCCUGGAAUGUUCUGCUGAAUUUCACGUGUGUAGGUGAGAUUUAUUUGUGACUGACACUGGAAUUGUGUGGAUUUUGUCAGUCGAUUAUCGGCCUGUUCGAAGUCCUCUGUGGGAUCAUGGUGGCGUAACUGUGCAGUUCUCACUGUGUUAGGGGUACGUGUGAAAUCGAGCACUUUCUUCCUGUAAAUACCUUUUGAUACCCAUCUGUGUAAAGUCCUAAUGAAUAUGUCUUUGGAAAAUAUACUGUAUCAAGGUUUUUAUUUUGUCACUGGAUCUAAAUGUUUGUAUGAUGAAUCCGAAAUCCAGUUUGGCUCUGAUUGGAAUCUUUUUUUCCCUAAGGGGGUUGGGGAAGGAGGGCUGCUGAAUGGGCCCUGGGAAGAAUCUUGUUUGACUAUCACUUGACAUCAGUGUUGCUGCAAUAUUGGGAAAUUGACUUGGCUGUUUUGUCCUACCUAUAAGAGAAUGUGCCUGCUAUUUCCUGCUGUCACUACGGGCUGCAGGAAGGCUAGAAGGGGUGAGUCCAGCCCCACUGAAUCCCUUAUUCUCUCCUGGACAGCCAGACAGUUUUGGGGAGAGUGUCUGGUUCUGUAUUUUUAAGUUGGUGUAUAAGAUCACUUAAAUUACGUUCCAGAAUUUCCUCACCCAGUAAAUCAUCCUGGAAGAGGUUUUAUGUUUUUCCUUCUCUCUUUCUUUUUGGACAUACCCAGCAGUGCUUAGGUAUGUCCUAAGCACCCAGGGUAUGGCUUAUGGCAUAUGGCAGAUGGCACCCAGGGAUCAAAUCCUGGCCUCCCAUGUGCCAAGCCUGUGCACCUACCCUUCCAACUAUCUCCACAACCCAAGUCUCUCUAAGAGUCUUUAAGGAUUGGAGAGCUAGUCCAGCAUGUAGGGUGCUCACAGUGCACACAGCUAACCCGGGUUUAAUCCCCAGCACCCUGUACAGGCCCCCUGAACCCCACCAUUAGUGAUCCCUGAGCACAGGGCCAGAACUGGCUCCAAAACAAAAAACUUUCUCUAGAGUAGCACCGCUUAAUAGGGUAGUAUCAUUCCUGACUUCUAAAAAUUCGGUUUGAUUGAGUGUCAACUGAGAUUGAGUACCAAGUAUGGAAGACUUGGUAUCCACAAAAGGAAAAAAUGUAGUCAGCAAGAUUUUAUAGGAACUACAUACAUGCCGAACAAGAUUUUAGGUAACAUCGAUUCAAUAAGAGAUAACAUGUUAUGUUUUCAUUAGUCCUUUUUAUCUUUUCUUUUUUUAAUGAGCCUAACCAAAAAAUCAAAGUUGGAUAUGCAACUUCCAUUGUGCUCCUAUUGGGCAUUGUUGCUGUAGUCAGUUGGUAAAGUGGGGUGAGCACAAAACACCAUUCGUAAAGAGAGUACCUUUCUGACACUUCCAAGUAGACAAAAGCAAUGCAGAUAUUUCACAGGAGUUGAGAGCCUUUAAGGCCCAGUAUACCUUCCAGAAAGAAAAGAGGGGAAGGGUUUUUCCCUUACAUUAAUAAGUACAAGACCCCAAGGAAACACCAAAGCAAACAUACCCCUAACCUGUCCUUCAACUUUGCCCAGAAACCACUUGCUUUGCACAUAUUUCUCAAGCAUUUUCCAGGGUGCUGAGGGCCGUAGCCACCUGAGGAUGAUGGGCACGAUUGUUUGGUUUUUAGGCAACAUUCUCUUGUGCUUCCCUACGCUUCUGUGUUGAGUCUGGCCAGGCAGGGCGUGCGACAGUCCCCUAUGAAUCUCAAUUCUGUAUCCGAGGCUGAAUCUCUCAGCCUUGAGUGAGGCUGUACCUGCACCCCCGACCCCCACUCUACCCCAGCAGGUUUUCAUGUUGACUCCUGAAAGAGUUUGUGUUUGUUUUUUUUUUUUUUGCACUAGUCAAGAGUUGUUUAAAAUAUCUCAAAUGUGUUGGGAGAGUAUUUAUCUGUGAUGGAGAGAGAGAUGAAUGAUUUAUUGCUUCAAUUGUUUUUAAAUUAAAUGCUAUUCUCACAAUC
Sorex araneus (European shrew) is the source of this 7476-nucleotide messenger RNA. It is a transcript of the gene USP13, whose product is annotated as ubiquitin specific peptidase 13. Gene Ontology annotation, molecular function: protein binding; cysteine-type deubiquitinase activity; zinc ion binding. Lineage: Eukaryota; Metazoa; Chordata; Mammalia; Eulipotyphla; Soricidae. The coding region runs from base 442 to 3021 and encodes 859 amino acids. The transcript has 21 exons. Gene Ontology annotation, biological process: protein deubiquitination. The record is from RefSeq and is a predicted model, not a curated record.